AUGCUGCUUCUGACCAUCUCACAACUCAAGAUGUCUAAAGGACCAGCCGUGGGCAUUGAUCUUGGCACCACAUACUCCUGUGUGGGCAUCUUCCAGCAUGGCAAAGUGGAGAUCAUCGCCAACGACCAGGGCAACCGGACCACCCCGAGCUACGUGGCCUUCACCGACAGCGAGAGACUGAUCGGAGACGCUGCCAAGAACCAAGUGGCCAUGAACCCCACCAACACUGUGUUUGAUGCCAAGCGGCUCAUUGGGCGUAAGUUUGACGACGCCGUGGUGCAGGCAGACAUGAAGCACUGGCCUUUUAAGGUUGUGAAUGACUCGACCAAACCCAAGGUGGAGGUGGAAUACAAGGGUGAGGUCAAGACGUUCUUUGCUGAAGAGAUUUCCUCCAUGGUUCUCACUAAGAUGAAGGAGAUCUCAGAGGCCUAUCUUGGAAAGCCUGUGCACAAUGCAGUUGUAACGGUCCCCGCUUACUUCAAUGACUCCCAGCGUCAGGCGACCAAAGAUGCUGGGGCUAUUUCUGGGCUCAAUGUGCUGCGUAUCAUCAACGAACCAACGGCAGCAGCCAUUGCCUACGGCUUGGACAAAAAGGUUGGCGCUGAAAGGAAUGUCCUCAUCUUUGACCUUGGAGGUGGCACUUUUGAUGUGUCAAUCUUGACCAUUGAAGAUGGCAUUUUUGAGGUGAAAUCCACCGCUGGAGACACUCACUUGGGAGGAGAAGACUUUGACAAUCGCAUGGUCAACCAUUUCAUUGCUGAAUUCAAACGCAAGUUCAAGAAAGAAAUCACCAACAACAAGCGCGCGGUGCGUCGCCUGCGUACAGCCUGUGAGCGGGCUAAGCGCACUCUCUCCAGCAGCACCCAGGCCAGCAUCGAGAUCGACUCCCUCUACGAAGGAGUGGACUUCUACACCUCCAUCACCAGAGCCCGCUUUGAAGAGCUCAAUGCCGACCUGUUCCGCGGCACACUGGAGCCUGUGGAGAAGUCUUUGAGGGACGCCAAAAUGGAUAAAGGACAAAUCCAUGACAUCGUCCUGGUUGGUGGCUCCACACGUAUUCCAAAAAUCCAAAAGCUGCUCCAAGACUUCUUCAACGGGAGAGAACUGAAUAAGAGCAUUAAUCCUGAUGAAGCUGUGGCCUAUGGUGCAGCUGUGCAGGCGGCUAUCUUGGCAGGAGAUAAGUCGGAAAAUGUCCAGGACCUGCUCUUGCUGGACGUCACACCUCUGUCCCUGGGAAUCGAGACGGCUGGAGGAGUCAUGACCGUGCUUAUCAAGAGAAACACCACCAUUCCCACAAAACAAACGCAGACUUUCACUACCUACUCCGACAACCAGCCUGGAGUGCUAAUUCAGGUGUACGAAGGCGAGAGGGCCAUGACUAAAGACAACAACAUCCUGGGAAAGUUUGAGCUCACCGGCAUCCCGCCAGCUCCCAGGGGGGUCCCUCAGAUCGAAGUGACCUUUGACAUUGACGCUAACGGCAUUCUGAACGUGUCGGCAGUGGACAAGAGCACCGGCAAAGAGAACAAGAUCACUAUCACCAACGAUAAAGGACGUCUGAGUAAGGAGGACAUCGAGCGCAUGGUGCAGGAGGCGGAGCAGUUCAAGGCUGAAGACGACGUCCAGAGAGAGAAGGUGACGGCCAAGAACUCUCUGGAGUCUCUGGCCUUCAACAUGAAGAGCACCGUGGAGGACGACAAGCUGCAGGACAAGAUCAGCCCUGAGGACAAGAAGACUAUUGUGGACAAGUGCAACGAGGUCAUCUCCUGGCUCGACAAGAACCAGACGGCUGAAAAGGAAGAGUAUGAGCACCAGCAGAAGGAACUGGAGAAAGUGUGCAACCCCAUCAUCACUAACCUCUACCAGGGAGCAGGCAUGCCCGGGGGGAUGCCUGGAGGAAUGCCAGGGGGUAUGCCUGGAGGUUUCCCUGGUGGAGCUGGAGGUGCUGGUUCCUCCUCUGGCCCGACCAUUGAAGAGGUCGACUAG
Molecule: messenger RNA, 1986 nt
Organism: Knipowitschia caucasica
Lineage: Eukaryota; Metazoa; Chordata; Actinopteri; Gobiiformes; Gobiidae
Source: the annotation of a GenBank genome assembly